This is a messenger RNA of Drosophila persimilis, 1839 nucleotides long. Its product is annotated as zinc finger protein 287. Lineage: Eukaryota; Metazoa; Arthropoda; Insecta; Diptera; Drosophilidae. Gene Ontology annotation, biological process: regulation of transcription by RNA polymerase II. The coding region runs from base 1 to 1680 and encodes 559 amino acids. The transcript is spliced from 2 exons. Gene Ontology annotation, cellular component: chromosome; nucleus. Gene Ontology annotation, molecular function: zinc ion binding; chromatin insulator sequence binding. The record is from RefSeq and is a predicted model, not a curated record.
AUGCCGAAUCAAGUUAUUAAUAUUACUGAUUUAAGCUGCCGCGUUUGUCUGGAGACAAACGAGGGCGCCUUGCGUCUGAACGAUGAGAUUCAGUACAAUGAGCUAAACUUUGAGUUGUGGCAAUUACUGGAAACAGUCUCCAAAGUGAAGUGCACCUGGAACGAAGCAGAUAUGCCGACCCGCUUGUGUCAGAAUUGUACCCGCCGCUUGAUAGCCGCUUAUGAUUUUAUACUCGAUGUGGAAAACGCACAGCACACGCUGCAGCAAGUGGCUGUGAUGAAGGAACGGGAGGAAAUCCAUUUGGAGGUUCUCGAAUUGGGUAGCCAGGAUGAUUUUUUGCCCGUCAUCUGUGACAAUGAGGAGAUGGCUGUGGCUGUUUCUGUCACGGCGGAUGCGGAGCAUGCUGCUGAAGCUGUGGUGGGAGUGCCGUUUUCAGAAGCAGAAGCGAUUAUCGAGCCGGUCUAUGAAACAGACCAUCUAGAAGAAUUGGAGACUGAAAUACCAUUUGAGGGCGAUGACUUGGAUGUUACACAAAAUGUGGAUGAAGAAAAUAUGGAUGUAAAAGAGGAGAAAGAGCAGGAACCUCCCUUCGUGGCAAACUCACGACCCUCGCAGCUGGGCAGUCGGCUAACAAACUCACAGAACUUCAUCUUUAAGUGUUCCAUUUGUCCGCGUGUAUUCGCCAAAAAUGACUCGCUCGCCCGGCACAUCGCCAUUGCCCACAGUCUGACCGCGGACGAGGCCGCCCAGGAGCUGGCAAACGAAAGCAGUGGACGCGGCGUGCUGACUUGCAAGUACUGUCCACGCAUUUUGAAACGCCAGGACACAUUGCGUCGUCACAUGCAGGCAUUCCAUCCAGAGGAAGCGGCCAAAGAUGCAACGGAGUCAGCUGCCAGCUCCACGCGGAAACGCACCGCAAAGCGUCGUGAGUGCCCGCACUGUGGCAUUAGUUUUCCCACCUCCAGCCUGACCAUCCAUAUACGCAGGCACACUGGCGAGAAUCCGUACAAAUGCGACCAGUGCGAGAGGGCCUUUCCGCGCAGCCAGGACCUCAGCUUACACAUGCGUCAGCACACGGGCGAAAGACCCAACGAAUGUAAAAUCUGCUCAAAGAAAUUCAUAUCCCAGAACAAGCUGGCCAGACACAUGCGCCUGCACACGGGCCAGCGUCCGUAUGCCUGCGUUAAGUGUGACAAGAGUUUCGUGCAAUCCAACGACCUGAAGAUCCACAUGCGCCGUCACACGGGCGAGCGUCCGUACAAGUGUAAUGUAUGCGGGGAUAGUUUUGUCUCUGGCUCCCUACUGAACGUCCAUCGGAAUCAAAAAGGUCACCACAUGGCAACAUGUGCAAGCCCGAGCGCCGGUGGUACCACUGACGAUCCGUAUUUAAAUUCUCGUGUUAACAAUCGUCGAGCUGAGGACAUAGAACGUAUGCGGCGGAAACGAGAUUAUGAGGAUCGACUUAACCAACCACAAGCCGCGCCCUCGCAGCCCCUGACACCGUCGCCAAAACAGUAUUCCCAUCCGGAGAAGCCCCUGAUCUACAAGUGUGGCGUCUGUGAGUGGACUUUCAAGAGCGGUGCCUGCCUAACCAUUCAUCGAAACAACAUGUCCCACUACGAGCUCGGCAAGGUCGACUACGGUGAUCCCUUUUCAAAGAUGGUCAAAAGGCAUAGUUAAAUACAAAAUUGGGGAUUUACUUUAAAAUUAAAAAGUUAAGUUAUUAAGUUAUUAGCAUUGACGGGCCUGGGAAUAUUUAUUUUAUAUGUUAACCUACAAGAUGUUGGUUGUAUUUUGUUUAAUUCCACAAAUUGUUUUAAGCCUUGAUUAAUAUCUUUU